UCGUCUUUCAGUGAAAGUACGAUUGACUUUGUUAACGCUUUGUUUAUCUAACGUUUUGGAAGAUAAAGAUAUCAAAUACAGAAUAGCAAUGGCGAAAGAAGCUUUCCAAAAAAUGAAGACCAUAUUAACAGACAGAAAGAUGAGCACGUACACUAAAGACAGAAUGCUGCAGUGCUACAUUUAUUCUGUCCUGACUUAUGGAAGUGAAUGCUGGACCAUUUCUCCAAUAAUGGAAAAGAGACUAGAAGCAGCUGAAUUAUGGUUCUACAGGAUUCUGAGGUUGACGUCCAUGAAGGGAACUAACAUGCUGGGAAGAUUCUUUGGCAAAGUGCUGGGUUUCACAGGCUUUACAAUUCAGUAUGGUUGUAUUGCUCACUGUACCUUUGAAUACUUAGGAGAAAUUGUCAUGUGUUCUGGUCCUUCCAUGGAGCCUACCCUUAAGGCUUCUGAUGUGAUCAUCUCAGAGAAACUCAGUCGGCACUUUUAUCGCAUUGAAAAAGGAGAUGUAAUAAUUGCUGUAAGUCCCAAUGAUCCCAAAAUGAACAUCUGCAAAAGAGUGAUUGGUCUGGAGGGUGAUAAGAUAUACACUAGUGGCCCAUUGGAUGCUUUUAAGACCCAAAGAUAUGUGCCAAGAGGUCACGUUUGGUUAGAAGGUGACAAUUUGCAGAAUUCCACCGACUCCAGGAACUAUGGACCAAUUCCUUAUGCAUUGAUUAAGGGACGAGUGUGUUUAAAGAGUGAAACAAGCUACCAGAGGAAGCUAUAAAGCCAGCUGCAGUGAUAAUGUUUAAAAGAGAUUUGGAUAGAUUUGGCCUCCACAUGAGUUUGGUUUCCUGCGAAAAAGUCCCAAUCAAACUUCCAACCGAUAAAGGAAGCAUACUGCAACAGACUAGUUCCAAGUCAUGCAUUUCUAUUUUAAAUGCAACUCAACCCGAGAUGUUUUGCAUUGACUUCACAAGUGGUUUGUGGAUGAAUAAAAGUUAUUUUUCUAAACAAGGUGCUAUUCUUUGAUAUGCUUACAAUGUUAGUUUACAGAAGAGGAGAAAUAAGAAUUGGAAGAAAAAUGAAGUCUCACACACAGCAAGGUUCUCAAAUCUAGUGGAACAGUGAACAGAAGUGAGAAUGGUGAACAACAUUAAUUACUGCUGUAGCGAGGUUCUAUUUGUUGGAGCAAUUAUGAUGCCCUAAGUAUAGACAGUUAGGAUAGAUGGUAGAAAGUUUACUGUUUGUAUAAUUUACCUUGUUUUCCGAUUUCUUUCAUGAACCACCACACAUGUAACAUGUUGAUGUGAUCUAUUGUAUACAGUUCCAAACACAUUUAAUGUUCAAAAGUGAAAUUAAUUCAUCAAAGGAAAGGUAGGGUCUUGCAGAUGAGCCAAUAUGUGGAGUACAUUUAUGCUGUCUUUUGUUGACUGUCAGAACCAGAACAAAAACCUAAAAAGCAUUUUUUUUUAAAUCAUGGAUUUUCACAUUUCAUUAAUAACUUCAGGACAGAGCUCAAGUGUUCAAUGUUGGUACCUGGAAGUUUUUGUAUGUCUCAUCUCUUCCCAACAUUUCAAGGGCAACGGUGAAAAUAACAGGUGUGCAGUAAGUUAUUUACUCUUUGAAAAGUGCAGUUGAAGAACUAGUUCUACUGAUGUCAAGCCGGAUUCAUGUCAGAUCAGUACAAGGCAAGCAAAAAUGGCUCUAAGGAACUGGAUUUUUAAAAGUUAAAUUUCGAGGUCUUCAUGGACAGGCAUCCUGUUAAGUUUAUUUCCUGAAUUCAUUUUUUAAACUGGGCUCAAAUUCACAGCAGAGGAGCAAUUUGAGUUUAUGUUCUUUGUAUAAUUAGUCCAGGCUUGUGGGCUUCUGGCUCAGUGAUAUCUGAACUUUAUGGACACAUUAAAAGUGCUCCUGGUUUUUAAGACAGCAGCGUUCUAAAAAACAUGGCUCUUAGGAAUAGUCUAGAUUGAUAUGUAUUGAUACAUAUAGUGUGAUGAUUGAUUGUGUAAAAUGCCUUAACUGUUUCUUGCUUCCAGUGUACAUUCCUUGCUAUAGUAGAGUAUUCCCUCACACUUCUGAAACCUUUUCAUCAGUUUGGUUCUUUUUUUUUCAUUUUUACGCCUGGCAACAUAUAUAUGAUUUUUUAAAAUUCAAUUGAUUUAUUUAUAAACUACUAAAUAUGCUACAAAAUGAAAAUUAAAUAACAUCUGGAGAUGUUGGAAAUCUGAAAUAGCAGAAAAUGCUGGAAAAAAACUCAGGUCAGGUAGGAUCAGUGGAAAGGGAAACUGUUGAUCCUUUAGAUUGAAGACCCUUCAUCUUUCCAAAGAUGCUGCUGCUAUAUUAGAAAUGGUGUACUAAAAAUGCCACAAUUCAGUAACAUAAUGUUAUCUUGUAAGUGGAACAUUCAAUUUUCAAAGCCGAACUGUAGUAGAAGAGAUCAUAUAGAGAAAACAGCUGAGUCAAGUGGGCUACUUCAAUCCAUUCCUAAAUUAGUGGACUCCUAUGAAUUAGCUCUGGCCCUGACUUCACUUCAUUUCCUGGUACAAUUGCCUCCUUUGACAGUGCUGCUGCCAGCUGAAGCAAUCUUGCAGAACAAAUGCUGGAUUAGUUCUCAUGAUAAGAUUCCUGAAAAUGUUAUGGAUGAAGUUCCAACUAGAAACAGCAAUAUACUCAGUUGUUAAAGAAUUUGUAGUGGAAUGCUGCAAAUCAUUCAUGCAAUACUGCUCAGUUGGAAGCUGAUGUACAAAUAUUCGAAAGAAGUGCUAUGAUAGCAUCAAACUGAUGUAGGAUUGCGCAUGGAUUAGUCUGGUAGACAAGAGGUAGACAUGGCUUUGGAUGGUUCUUUUGUUUAUACUAGUUAGAAACUACCAUACUUUGUAUUGGUAUUUUGCCAAACCUUGUUGCUUUUCAAUAAAAUAUUUAAACAUU
Messenger RNA from Mobula hypostoma (lesser devil ray), 2910 nucleotides. RefSeq names its product inner mitochondrial membrane peptidase subunit 1 (gene immp1l). Gene Ontology annotation, cellular component: membrane; mitochondrial inner membrane peptidase complex. Bases 89 to 766 code for a protein of 225 amino acids. The transcript is spliced from 8 exons. Gene Ontology annotation, molecular function: serine-type endopeptidase activity. NCBI's taxonomy places the organism in Eukaryota, Metazoa, Chordata, Chondrichthyes, Myliobatiformes, Myliobatidae. The record is from RefSeq and is a predicted model, not a curated record.